Patella vulgata (common limpet) is the source of this 4607-nucleotide messenger RNA. RefSeq names its product poly [ADP-ribose] polymerase tankyrase-1. Lineage: Eukaryota; Metazoa; Mollusca; Gastropoda; Patellidae. The transcript has 28 exons. Bases 15 to 3458 code for a protein of 1147 amino acids. Gene Ontology annotation, molecular function: protein binding; NAD+ poly-ADP-ribosyltransferase activity. Gene Ontology annotation, biological process: protein localization to ciliary inversin compartment. Gene Ontology annotation, cellular component: ciliary inversin compartment. The record is from RefSeq and is a predicted model, not a curated record.
UAUGUGUAGUGAAAAUGGCUGCUAGUCGAAGGGCUGCAUUAACUAAUGAUGCAAAUUUAUCGUCCCAAAAUGAAUCUGGUAGAGAAUUAUUUGAAGCUUGUAGAAACGGUGACCUAGGAAAAGUUAAAAAGUAUGUCACUACACAAAAUGUGAACGCCAAAGACACAGCUGGACGAAAAUCUACCCCUCUUCAUUUCGCUGCUGGAUUUGGACGUAAAGAUGUUGUUGAACAUUUGUUAGAGAAUGGAGCCAAUGUACAUGCUAGAGAUGAUGGUGGUCUGAUACCCCUUCACAAUGCAUGUUCUUUCGGUCAUGCUGAGGUGGUGCAACUCUUGUUACGACAUGGCGCUGAUGCCAAUGCCAGAGAUAACUGGAACUACACACCUCUACAUGAAGCUGCUAUUAAGGGGAAAGUUGAUGUCUGUAUAGUAUUAUUACAACAUGGAGCUGAUCCUAACAUUCGUAACACAGAUGGCAAAACUGCCUGUGAAUUAUCAGAUCCUUCUGCUAAAUCAGUCCUCACAGGUGAAUAUAAAAAGGAUGAAUUACUAGAAGUAUCUCGAAGUGGUAAUGAAGAAAAGAUGAUGUCAUUAAUUACACCAUUAAAUGUUAAUUGUCAUGCUAGUGAUGGGAGAAAAUCUACACCAUUACAUCUAGCAGCCGGUUAUAAUAGAACUCGUAUAGUACAACUAUUACUACAACAUGGGGCAGAUGUUCAUGCUAAAGAUAAGGGAGGUUUGGUGCCACUUCAUAAUGCAUGUUCUUAUGGCCAUUUCGAAGUUACAGAGAUGUUAUUGAAGCACGGUGCCACGGUUAAUGCAAUGGAUUUAUGGCAGUUUACACCACUUCACGAAGCUGCGUCUAAAUCCCGAUCAGAGGUCUGUUCUUUACUGUUAGCUCAUGGUGCAGAUCCAACUCUUGUUAAUUGUCAUUCUAAAAGUGCUAUAGAUGUUUGUCCUACCAGAGAAUUACAGGAAAGACUUCAGUAUGAAUAUAAGGGUCAUUCUUUAUUAGAGGGAGCCAGACAAGCUGAUCUCACGCGUGUCAAAAAAUAUUUAACAUCUGAAACUGUCAACUUUAAACAUCCUUACAGUGGAGAUUCUGGCAUGCAUUGUGCUGCUGCAUCACCAUUCCCUAAACGAAAACAAGUGGUAGAUUUACUGAUUAGAAAAGCUGCCACAUUAAAUGAUAAAAAUAAAGAUAAUUUAACACCACUACAUAUGGCGGCUGAUAAAGGUCAUUUCGAUAUCAUGGAUGUUCUCUUAAAACAUGGUUCUAAGGUGAAUGCUCUAGAUCGUUUAGGACAGACGGCAUUACAUCGUGUAGCCCAACAAGGUAAUCUACAAGCUUGUCGACUGCUCAUGUCAUAUGGUAUUGAUACGACCAUUAUGAAUGUUAAUGGAUUUACAGCAGCCAUGUUAGCAACAGAAAAUGUUCAGAAGCUCCUACAAGAAGAUUUACCAGUAGGAGGAACUGAUGUUGAUAUACAGUUACUAGAAGCAGCUAAAGCAGGAGAUUUAGAACUUGUUAAGAAAUUAGUGACAAGUAAUCCUCAUGCUGUAAAUUGUCGGGAUUUAGAUGGACGACAUUCUACUCCUCUACAUUUCGCAGCGGGUUAUAACCGUGUAGCAGUAGUAGAAUAUCUAUUACAGCUUGGAGCAGAUGUUCAUGCUAAAGAUAAAGGAGGGUUAGUGCCCCUUCACAAUGCAUGUUCUUAUGGUCAUUAUGAAGUUACUGAACUACUUAUCAAGCAUGGUGCAUGUGUCAAUGUGGCUGAUUUAUGGAAGUUUACACCACUACAUGAAGCAGCUUCUAAAGGAAAAUUUGAAAUCUGUAAAUUAUUAUUAAAGCAUGGAGCUGAUGCUAAUAAGAAGAAUAGAGAUAGUCAUGCUCCGAUAGAUCUAGUCAAAGAUGGCGACCAAGAUGUAGGAGAUCUACUUCGAGGUGACGCUGCACUAUUAGAAUCUGCCAAAAAGGGUAACCUUGCACGUGUACAAAAACUAGCCACACCUGAAAAUAUUAACUGUCGUGAUACGCAGGGUAGAAACUCAACACCUUUACAUUUAGCAGCUGGGUAUAAUAAUGUAGAAGUAUCAGAGUUUUUAUUAGAGAACGGAGCGGAUGUAAACGCCCAGGAUAAAGGUGGUCUGAUACCAUUACACAAUGCUUCAUCGUAUGGGCAUGUGGAUAUAGCACAAUUGUUGAUUAAGUUUGAUACAUGUGUUAAUGCUCAAGAUAGAUGGGGUUUUACACCAUUACAUGAAGCUGCACAGAAAGGUAGAACACAAUUAUGUGCUCUAUUGUUAGCCCAUGGAGCUGAUCCAUCAAUGAAAAACCAAGAAGGACAGACACCUUUAGAUUUAUCUACGGCUGAUGAUGUCCGUGCAUUAAUAGAAGAUGCCAUGCCACCUACCACACUUCCUCCUAGUAUACCGAAAACACAAGUAGUUAGUUUAACAUCUAGCACAUCAUCUUCUAGCAAUAGUUUAUUGAACAGUUCAUCAGAGGGUAUCGCAGGAGCUGUUGGGGGAAGUCCCCAAAUUGGUGAUGGGUGUAUGGAGAGAUCAGCUGGGGAGGGGGAGAGAAGUUUAGAAACUUUAAGUGUUAGUGCUUUCCUUACAAAUAUAGGAUUAGAAUCCUUACGUGAUAUUUUUGAAAAAGAACAAAUUAGUAUGGACAUAUUGGCUGAAAUGGGCCAUGAAGAAUUAAAAGAUAUUGGAAUUAAUGCUUACGGUCAUCGGCACAAGAUACUUAAAGGUGUUGAAAAACUGAUGGCAACAAAAGGUGCCCAGGUAUUUUUAGGGCCACCUAAUCAAGGUACAAUAUUAAUAGAUCUCUCACCUGAUGAUCCAGAAUAUAUAUCAGUUGAAGAACAGAUGCAAAAUACGAUUCGUGAUCAUAAAGAUAAUGCUGGGGGCGUAUUUUCGAGAUAUAAUAUUCAUAAAAUUCAAAAGAUUCGUAAUAAACGAUUAUGGGAAAGAUAUUGUCAUCGUAAAAAGGAGGUUGCUGAAGAAAAUCAUGGCCAUCCAAAUGAACGCCAUCUUUUCCAUGGAUCUCCAUUUUUAACAACAAUUGUACAUAAAGGUUUUGAUGAAAGACAUGCAUAUAUUGGUGGAAUGUUUGGGGCGGGUAUUUAUUUUGCUGAGAAUUCAUCUAAAAGUAAUCAGUAUGUUUAUGGUAUUGGUGGUGGGACUGGUUGUCCAAUGCAUAAAGAUAGAUCUUGUUAUAUCUGUACACGACAAUUAUUGUUAUGUCGAUCAACUCUAGGGAAAUCGUUUUUACAGUUUAGUGCCAUGAAGAUGGCUCAUUCUCCCCCAGGUCAUCAUUCUGUUAUAGGACGACCUAGUACCGGUGGUCUUGUAUUCGCUGAAUAUGUUGUUUAUAGAGGAGAACAGGCGUAUCCAGAAUAUUUAAUUACUUUCCAGAUAAUAAAACCUGAUGCUGAUCCGACAUCUUGACCCGGUAGUUAGUUCUCGUGUAUAUAUACAAACUUUGUCUUGUCCUAUUUAUAAAAUUCUCUUGUCGAUAUCUAUAUCACUCAACUCUUCACCUAGUCACAACACUUAUAUCCUCAAGGUCUCUUACAUAAAUCUGUAAAAACUCUCUAUCUAUGUUCCUUCAUGUCAAACAUAAAACUCAGUAAUUAAGGCCAAACAAAUAAGAUUUUUAGUUUCUUGGGAUCUUUAUUAAUGGCCUAAAGUGACUUAAUAAGUUCCGUCUUUCAACUAUUGAGAAAAAUAACUGUGUGCAAAGAAAUAGGAAAACAAAUUUAAAUAGCCCUGGGGAAGAACGAUCUAAGUCUUGUUUUCAACAAACCACAGUUAAUGGCACCAUCUGUUAGCAAAUUGUAUAAGCUUUCUGUAGAACAUGUAGAACAAUCAAUUUCAGGUAAAAACUAUCUGAAAUGGCCUCCCAAACAAAGACGUCCAUCGUACCCUUUAUUUGACCUUAAUUUGGCUGAAAAGUGGAAGUCAGUUGUUGCUCUGGUAAUUAUGAUUCGUAUUAAACAUCAUUUUGAAGUUGUCAUUAAACCCACUUGUUGUUCUGUUCGCGUCAAGCAUUCUCGUCCAAAAGUCUUGUUUUGCCUUUUAUGUGAAAAGACAAAAAUGUGACUUAGAUCGUUAUUCCCCUGGACUCUUCAUAUAUUAAUUACAGGUGUUCAGAAAGAGCUAAAAUUCAAACGGGAUUGAUCUUUUUCUAAGAAAUAGGAAAACCAUUUGUAAAUUAUAACUAAUAUUAAAAUUGGUGUAGCCUUAUGAUUAUUAAUGUCUGUUAGGCCACUCUACUGUAUCCUUAAAUACACAAAUUACACAAACAAAUUCCACCAAAUUGUGAAAAAAGUUUUUAUGUGAUGUUACAUUAAUUAGAUUAAGUCUAGUCUAUAAAAUGAAACCUUUUAAUUGACAUAAUAGAAUUGAACUGAAUGUAGAGUCUAUCUUAAAACCUCAUUAUUAGAAAUAACAUGUUUGAAAUGUGUACAACAAUGAUUAUGUUAUAUAAAUAUCCCACACAGAAAUUGAUUAAGUGUGUCGUUGAUAUUUACCAUGUUGAAAUGUCAAUAAUCAAUAUUAUACUUUUUUUAAAAUGUUUCAUUUCUAACUGAACCU